Molecule: messenger RNA, 459 nt
Organism: Hyalella azteca
Lineage: Eukaryota; Metazoa; Arthropoda; Malacostraca; Amphipoda; Hyalellidae
Product: histone acetyltransferase p300-like
Exons: 4
Coding region: 106-357 (83 amino acids)
Biological process (GO): regulation of DNA-templated transcription
Molecular function (GO): transcription coregulator activity
Source: RefSeq, a predicted model, not a curated record
CAGCAGCAGCAGCAAGCAUCUCAUCUCCACGCCACGACAGCUCUGGUAUCAACGUCACGCCAAGCAGAAGAUACCAUAGAGUGGCACCGCAACGUCAGUAGUGAAAUGCGCAACUACCUCGUACAGAGACUGGUGCAAGCCAUUCCCCCCGACCCGGAGCCCAUCACAAUGCAGGACGAGAGCCAGAACCUGGUCAACUAUGCCAGAAAAGUCGAGGGAAACUUGUUCAGUAUGGCAAGCUCACAGGAGGACUACUUAACACGGGUAACAAUGAUGAUUCAAGAGCUAGUUGAGGGCCAGAUUCGUAUUGACGCCGCCGCUCGUGCGUCCAGUCCAUGUCAGCAAGCUAACAGGUAGAUUUAGCCUCCGUAAACUGAUUUUAAUGAUUUUUUUUUAAUAAAAUUUUUUAAAAAUACUGCGUUGGAAAAAUUCUUGCUCACCGUUAAUAAAUGGGAUUCU